This is a messenger RNA of Amphibalanus amphitrite, 2427 nucleotides long. RefSeq names its product nucleoporin NDC1-like. The record is from RefSeq and is a predicted model, not a curated record. The transcript has a single exon. Gene Ontology annotation, cellular component: nuclear pore transmembrane ring. Bases 189 to 1871 code for a protein of 560 amino acids. Gene Ontology annotation, molecular function: protein-macromolecule adaptor activity. NCBI's taxonomy places the organism in Eukaryota, Metazoa, Arthropoda, Thecostraca, Balanomorpha, Balanidae. Gene Ontology annotation, biological process: nuclear pore organization.
GUUCUCUAUUUCAAACACAAGUACCAAAGGCAUUCGUGGCGCACAAAGACGAAUUGCGAAAACACGAGCGAGGGCCGGCGCAAUUUCAUUUCAAAUUGCUUUUCAGUCAAAAGUUGAAGUUGUUAGCACUUGGAAAAUUAAUAACAGCAAUUUUAGAUAGUGUAUCAGUCACUGGUGGCCUCAGCGAAAUGGGUGCAACAGCUCAGACAGCGAUUGAGUCAUUCAAAGCUAACAUCUACAAUUCACGGUGCGCUCAAGCUUUACUUUGUGGGAUAGCAUGCCACUUAGCAGCAUAUUUUGUAGCGAUUUUGCCUCUGGCUGCUAUCAACACAAGCUUCUACAGCGUGGCAAGUCACUGGUGGGCGCUUCUGCAUCCAACAUCAUGGCUGUAUUUGCUAGUUAUUGUCGGUCUGACAUGUGCAAUGGGCUUCAUUCACGCAGCCUGGUAUUCAGUAAAGCCAAUUACUUUCUCAAGCUGGCUGAACUGUAUGGCCCACCUCACAAGCAAACACAUUCUGGGAACCAUAGCAAGUCACAUGGUCAUCUCAGCAUUUUUGAUGAGAAGCUAUCUGGGACUGUUCGGUUCAACGGAAAUAGCAAACCUGUUCGUGCCAUGCCAAGAUGAUAAGAACCAUAAGUGCAUCAAUGAAAAGCACCUGUUCCUGGUGUGCCAAGCUGCAUUCAGUAGCAUAUUUGCCAGUGUCAGCUACUUCUGUGACAACAGGAACCUAGUCACUUUCCCAGUAGCCCAGCAGCCACUAUCUGAGAGACUGACCAAUGUCCUGAAGGGCAACCUGUGGAUGGCAACGAUGGAGAACCUGCAGACAAUGAAGUGGUUCUACCUGUUCUACUUCCUGCAUGGCAACUGGCUGUGUGGCUUCUUCACCAACAACAUCGAUGUAGCAAGAGAGGGUGUUGCAGUUGACUCUGUGUUCGGCCUCCUCAGUGUCACCCUCUUCCUCAAUGCCUUUACUCUCGGCACGCUCUCCAGGUUUGUGUUCCAGAUGGGCCUCUCCAUCUUUGAGACCUUCCAGACUGAGGCUCUGACCCUGGAGGUGAAAUCCACCCAGGAAGCUGCCUCACCAAUGGCCAUGACUGCUGCCAUGGAGGCCACUAGCUGCCCCCUUCUCCAACACCUCGCCUUCCUGGACUUCAGUGAGCUGGCGCGGCGCGGGGCGGACCGACGCGCGCCUGCCUUCUCACUCAGCCAGCCGGGUGGCCACCCGCACACCUUCAACCAACUAGCGACCUCCUCCCUGGGGCAGAUCACCAGCCUCACCCAGCGUCUGGAAACUGCCCUAGCUCCACCAUCCGACAACAACAACUCACCACCAGUCGCCGCCAACAAACCCGACUUCACCGGGCUGCGUGACCUCACCGGGGGCGCUCCUCCGCGUCCGGCAGCCGCACCGAAACGCUCAGAGGUUGCCGUGCUACUGGACCGUCUCCGCGGCUGGCUCGAGCGUCGUCCCCUCCUCGGCGCUCUUCUGACCGAGUGGCCCGACUCACGACCCGCAGCAGCUCUGGCCGACGGCCGUCCCGCUCUCUGGGCCGUCAGUGGUCUCAGCGCGCUCGGAGUCGCCUCACUGACUGAAGACCGCUACGGCGUGGCGCAGAGACACCUGGGUCCGCUCCUGCGCGCGCUCCUCGAGCUAGCAGCCGUGCUGGAGCGGGUCCGUCGCCUCGCCGGCUGUGCGGGCCGCGGAGGAGGCGGUGCUCCCGUACCUCGUCUGGCGUCUGGUCUCCGAGCUGCUACCGCUACGGCGCUGUUCAGGCUCACGGCCACCUUCGGGCCUCACCUGCGCAGCCUGGGACUCAGUGAUAAAGAGCUGGCCCGUCUGGAGCCCUACAGGCUCUACACAGAGGGAUAGUGGUGAUAGAGCGCGAGUUGAUGUGCAGAUGAUGAGAUGAGAAGUGCGAGUUACGACUCGAGACACGCUGCCAUGAGUGCGCGACUGCAGGUGAUUGAUACAGUGGAUCGGACUCAGGCACGACCCGCUGGAGAGUUUGACAACAGUGCUGAGAGUGGACCGAUCUCGGUACUUUCGUGGAUUACCAGUGAAACCAUCGGUUGGACUGUGAGCGCAGUGUGAUAGCGGAAGAAGGCAACGGACGUGCUUGGGUUUGGAGAGAUCUCCGCGCUCGCUUGACCUGGUUGGUCCACAUACUCUGGAUUCUGAAAUGUAUCUGAGCUUGUCAAAGUGCGAUUGGUGUGGCCAGGACAUGACGUUAUGUUGCGGUGUUCGACUUUGUAAGAUUGGAUGGGUAAAAGUCCAACUGCUGUUGUGAUGCAUGUAUGUGGGAGAACGUGAAUACGUUUUGUGGUAGGUGUAUAACUGGUUAGUCACACCUUUUUGUAAAGUUUCUUCAAGUGUCUUGCUAAUAUCCACUUGUGUUUUCCAAUAAAGCUGAUCUUUCUGUUAAGCA